AUGGCGUGGUGGGGCAGUGCGGAGCGGGUUGGCAGCCUACGAAGUCGCCGCUGUGGCCGGCUCGCAGUGGUUGGGCGCCAGGAUGGUCCCCGGAGCUUGGACCCUGUGAUUGCUGCCUCCGGCUUUAACUUUACUCUCCAGCGCUCUGGACUCUACCUGCUCGUCGCCCUCAUUCGUCCAAUCGGAACCGCAAUUCCUGGUACACUGGUCCCAUGGGCUAAAUCCGACGAGAGUGCCCCCCUCGACUUUUCAAGCGGACAUACGGUUACUGGUAAAUGCACGGACGAUCGGAUGAGCCCGUGCGAUCGCUGGGUCCAACUGAGCGGCGGUUUAAUGCACGGCGUACAGCAGGACUCGGUGUACGCCGCUCUUCCGGGGGGCUCCGGUCUCGGGGCUGGAAAGAUCGACAUCCUUGCUCAAGUGCAGCUAUGGCGUGACAAAUACGUCGACCAAACCUGGCUCGCCUUGACGGAUGACGACGCUGCGACAUUCCAAAUCUCCAUCAACGACGCCCACUGCUUUGCAAUCCAGGGCCAGUUGGGUGAAGUCACGACCAUUAUGGGCAAGGCUCUCCCGUCUCUGUCAACUGAAGCAAUUGACCUGGAGAGGAACAUGCUCAGACUCAUACGCUGCCUCGAGCACUUGGCCAGAUACAAGAUGACCAAGGGCGUGAUCGGCGGCACCGGUCAGGGAGCUCCUGAUCAGGGAGCUCCUGAUCAGGAAAAGACUGCAGGGGCAGUCAAAGUACCAGUGGGGGGGGCCAUCCGGGGAAAUUCGUACGAAUAUGCUAACCGCACCGUAAAACUGGAACUGUGA
Gaeumannomyces tritici R3-111a-1 is the source of this 816-nucleotide messenger RNA. RefSeq lists its product as hypothetical. The record is from RefSeq and is a predicted model, not a curated record. Lineage: Eukaryota; Fungi; Ascomycota; Sordariomycetes; Magnaporthales; Magnaporthaceae. The transcript has 6 exons. The coding region runs from base 1 to 816 and encodes 271 amino acids.